GGGCCGAGGGCCCGGCGUUGAGGCGCUGAGCGGCCCCGGGGCUGGGGGGCGGGGGGCGCCGGCUCGGGAGGCCAUGGCCACCCGGCGCCUAACGGACGCGUUCUUGUUGUUGCGGAACAAGGCGGUGCAGAGCCGGCAGCUGCUGGCCGAGCAAGUGAGUAGUUACGGCUCCUCCAGCCCUCUGAGUUCACGUAGCAUGGCUGCUGCGGAGUUGGAUGAGCUUGCUGAUGAUCGUAUGGCACUGGUAUCGGGAAUAAGUCUAGAUCCUGAGGCAGCAAUUGGAGUAACAAAACGCUUACCUCCCAAAUGGGUGGAUGGAGCAGACGAAAUUCAGUAUGAUAUUGCCAGGGUUAAACAGAAGAUGAAAGAAUUAGCCAGUCUUCAUGAUAAACAUCUAAACAGACCAACACUGGAUGACAGCAGUGACGAAGAACGUGCAAUAGAAAUAACGACCCAAGAGAUCACACAGUUAUUUCACAGAUGUCAGAGAGCAGUCCAGGUCUUGCAGAGCAAGUCACGUAGUUGUACAGAACAAGAAGCACGUGUUCUCAGGAAUGUAGUGUCUUCCUUAGCACAGUCACUUCAGGACCUAUCCACCAACUUCAGGCAUGCACAGUCUGACUAUCUCAAACGCAUGAAGAAUAGAGAGGAAAGAUCCAAACACUUCUUUGACACCUCAGUCCCACUGAUGGAUGAUGGGGAGGAUGAUACGCUUUAUGAUAGAGGUUUUACAGAUGACCAGCUUGCGUUGGUGGAGCAGAACACAUUACUGGUGGAAGAGCGGGAAAGAGAAAUCCGUCAGAUUGUACAGUCAAUCUCCGAUCUCAAUGAAAUAUUUAGGGACCUGGGAGCAAUGAUAGUAGAACAGGGAACGGUUCUAGAUAGAAUUGACUACAACGUUGAACAGUCAUGUAUCAAAACUGAAGAGGGUUUAAAACAGCUACAUAAGUUUCUAUUAGGAGACUUUCAUUUGGCUUUUGGAGAGUUUUCUCCACGUUUUAAUUCCCCUGGGAAAAAGAGGAAAGGGAUGAGAAAAGGUGGUUAGAAGAAAGAAGGAAUGAAGCAGAAAACUGAGAACCAAAACAAAAUGAAAGCUUUCAGUUCUAAUUGAAAUUAAAUGAAAAUGCACAGCUGAAUCAGGUACAACAAAAAUGCCUAUUAAAAAUGAAGUAUUGUUGUGAAUUUUAAUGUCCUCUAGCUAUAAUAUAGAAAUGCUCUGUUGGCAAAAUGAUUUAAAACAUCUUGCCAAUUUUUACUGUUCAGACUUUCGCAUACCCUGUUGCUUGAUUUUUGUUUCCACAGUCCUCAUAGCUAAGAGUUCUUGCAAAUAAUAUCAUUCUUCUGUAUAGCUCACAUGUCCUGUGGAGGCAUAGGACCUUCUCGAGAACUGCUGAGAAAAAUUCACAGUAAGGUUGCAUAACCAACAUGAGGAUGCAUUCUUUAUAGUCUCUUAUUUAAUAUGGAUAAAUAUGACUUCAGUGUAUGUUUAUCUUCACUGAAGUCUUUGGACUAGAGUUAUUUUGUGGGAGUUGCUUGCAAUAUACUGCAUAUGAAAAGUCAAAUUACCAAAGAAAAUGAGGUACAUGUACUUAAUUAUAUUAAACAAGAGUCCAUACUUAGAGCUUUGCAGAAAUCUAAGUAUUAACUCUUUCUUUUCUGUUUCUAUAGGCAGAGCAAUAUCAAAAGAAGAAUCGGAAGAUGCUUGUUAUUUUAAUUUUGUUUGUUAUAGUAAUUGUCCUUAUUGUUGUUCUUAUUGGUGUAAAGUCACACUAGGUUUCACUUAAUUUUCUUAUUUUUGGAGUUUAUGUGAACUUUUUUCCCCAAUGUGAAUGGAUGGAUCUGCACUCCAGAAGGCUGCCUUGGAAUGUAUAAGCCCUUGUGGUACAGAGUCUGUGCAAUGUUUCUGUAGAAUUCUUCAAAGUACAAGUUUGGCAACUGGUGAAGUGUUUGUUCAAAAAAAAAAAAAAAAAUCCGGAAAUUUGAUGCUUCCAAAUGGAUAAUUUGGUUCUUUGUCCAGGGGUACUUGGAAACACGUUACUUAAAUAAUUACAAAAUUGAAGUUUACCAGUGAGUACAGUAAUUUCUUUGUUACUGUGAACAAUAAUGCAUUGUCUUCUGUAUUACGUCGCAAUUGUUAUAGGCUUCAAAUUUAAACUGUGUUACUGAGUCAUGGGACUAGAUAACAGAAAUUGAUCUAGAUGUAAAAUAUGUUGAGACACAAGAAUGUUUGACUUAAUUUCUUUUCUUCCAGACUCAAACUCCAAGGAAUUAGGUGAAAAAGAAGGCUUUUAAAAACCAGAACCUAAUCCAAUCCCUCUGAUCUUAAUUUAGAUAUUGCAUCAUCACUAAGAAUCAGAAAGCUAUAUAAUCUUGUAAAUAAUAAGAUUUAAUCACUGGCAUAAUUUCACACAGUUAAAUUUUUUUUCUGAGCUUGAGUAAUCAUGGGAAUGUUUUCCCUCACUAGAAUGAUCAUAUAUAUACAUGUACAUUUUUUUUUAAAUACAGCCAUUACAUUAAAGAUGUGAUGAAGUUAAAACUAAAAAGUAGAGAUUCUCCAUUUGGCUUUCUACACAAUCUGGCCUGCUAUAGUGGUCUUGGAUGUUUCAUACUUUAGUUGUUGUGUAAGAUGUUUAUUUUACAGUGCAUCUGUCCAAAUGUUAGUUUUUUAUAUAAAAGUAUUUUCACUACAGUAUACAUUACAUCCAUUUUCCCCUGACAGAAGAUUAUUUUUUUCUAAUGCCUGCCUAGAAAAGGACGUGUUUAUGGUCUUUUAUUGACCAUGAUAGAUGUCAUACAAGUGACAUGUACUAGGCCUUCAGUAGAGAAUUUUCUUUUUUUCCACUCUUUUUUUGCAGUGGAAAACUUUUGCUGUAGGCCAUAAAAGAGAAAUUAGAGAAACAUCUAAGUAAUAGAGUAUUCAUGUUUUAAUUCAGGCCUGAAGUGGUGUGCAAUUGUAGAGGCCUUGCCUUAAUAUUUUUAAUAUGGCUUUUCUGUAUGUACUUUUCCCCAAAGGGACUGUAACUUAUAUUUCCUUCAUUUCUGACUGAUGCCGUGCUCCCCAUAAAGCUGCAUAGAUGUUGUGCUCAAAUCCCCUGAAGUGCAGUUUAAUAAUAUUAUGAUUUUCAUGUUGCACAUGUGAAACAGGAUUCCUCUACCUGCACUGAACUUGUCUUUACUAUGUACUAAGGAGGACCUAAGAUGUGGGUUUACACUGACUCGGUGCAGGAAUGACCCUGAGAGAAAAGCCUACAAAGAAAUGAAAGCUGUGGCUUUUGGGCUUAUUGUGAAAAGCUUUGUACCACUCCUGUUACCUCUAGACAAAGGGGAUGUUGAACUUCCAAAACCGCCAGUUCAAGCCCUUGAUUAAAUUCAUAAAAUAAAUCAGUAAAAGAAAGAAUGAUGCUUUUAGGUGGGUGUGCAGUUCCCCUGUUCUGGUAAUAGGUCUUUUCAAUGAUCGUGAGUAAAACUACUGUCUCCCUAGUGUGCUGUCUACAUCAGUUGUGUGAAGCAGCAUAUUGCUAUAAUUUAAUAUACUGUAUUUGCAACUUUCUAACAUGAGAUCGUGUUAUUUAUUUCUGUCUUGACUGGUGCUUUUGACAUUUUAUCAUGGCUAAUGAAUUCAAAGAAGUAAUAAAACACUUCCAACCUUAUUGGUCAAUUACUCAUUUUUUUAAAAAAAAGUAUAAACUGAAGCAAAUAUUUGUGAUGUUAAUGUCUCAUUUUUUGAAAUUAAAUAAAAGCAGCAGUGACA
Cygnus olor (mute swan) is the source of this 3751-nucleotide messenger RNA. RefSeq names its product syntaxin 16 (gene STX16). The transcript has 9 exons. Gene Ontology annotation, cellular component: endomembrane system; SNARE complex; membrane. NCBI's taxonomy places the organism in Eukaryota, Metazoa, Chordata, Aves, Anseriformes, Anatidae. The record is from RefSeq and is a predicted model, not a curated record. The coding region runs from base 74 to 1045 and encodes 323 amino acids. Gene Ontology annotation, biological process: vesicle fusion; intracellular protein transport; vesicle-mediated transport. Gene Ontology annotation, molecular function: SNAP receptor activity; SNARE binding.